AUGAUGCGUUUCGAGAAGGAGGUGCAACAGAAGGAGAUCAGACAGGAGAUGAAACUGCGCUUGGCCCGCCUCCAGCAGCAGCAGCAUCUCACACAAAACAAGCCGCAGAUUAUAAUUGGAGAGGCGCUGCUGCAGCAUGGAGCGCUCAGUCGUGUUACAAUGGCCACGCCCAGUCCGCUGACGCCCAAUUCGCUGGACGAGCUGCUGCCAUCGCUAGAUGAGAACCAGGAGUAUCCACCCAAGCUGGAGAGCACCUAUAAGCAGCUGGUGCAGCCGGCAGCCGGCGCAGCAACAACAACAGGCCCUGGCGCAGGCAACCGUUCCGGGUCCGGAUCCGCUUCCUUUUCCGGCUCCAGUUCCGGCCGCAUAAACGGCUAUAACGGUCCCUGCAGCUCAUCGACUGAAGCGCUCUAAAAAAAUUAAAAAAAUUAUCUUGUAACGAUCGUACUAGCUCUUAAGUGAAAUCCCCCUUAAGAUUGUAAUCUAAGUUAAGUUCAAUGCUUAAAUGUUAGUUCACUGAAUUAAACGUCAAACGUGUUUAGUUAUAGCCAAUUAGAUUAUGUGUAACAUAGUAAGCGUCUACUUUUGCGGGCAAGCGCUGACCUAUAGAGCAUUCAAUAGGCGCAGUCCUCCAUUGGGAUGCGUACCUAGUGUAUCGUAUAUACGGUGUUCUAUAUGCGCAUUUUGUCGCCGUAUUUUAUAGACAAAAAUACAAACAUGAAAAACUCAGUUGUCAUUAUUAUUCUGAACAUUUGUUCCGUUACAUUACGAAUAUACAAUAUACAUAUAUAUUUUAAUUACAAUUAUUUGUUUUUCUUUUGUAAAAAGUAUU
This is a messenger RNA of Drosophila mojavensis, 832 nucleotides long. RefSeq lists its product as uncharacterized. Bases 1 to 414 code for a protein of 137 amino acids. The transcript has 2 exons. The record is from RefSeq and is a predicted model, not a curated record. Lineage: Eukaryota; Metazoa; Arthropoda; Insecta; Diptera; Drosophilidae.